AGAAAAAAAGGGUUUCAAGCAUGUGUGUGAGACUGCCCUGCAGUCCAUGUUUCUACUAGUAUGAAGUUUGCGCCUACUGCAGGAGUCAGGCUUACCACGUCCAAGCUGGGACAUGUACAUCGAUCGUGGAAGUGCGCAACGCAACACACGGGUAAUGCUACGGUCGAUAGAAGCUAGCACGGUCAUUACUACAGCAGGCGCCACCACUCGCCUUCCCCUAUCGAGUUUCCAAAUUGGUGAAAGCAUCCAGGACUGACUCGGCUAAGCUGUCCGCGAGCUUUUGUGGAAACGCCAUUGACUCAAAGGGGUGGUGGGUGGGGGAGUUCAUCUUUUUCCAUGACGACGCUUCUACUUCUGUACCAGUGUACCACACCCACCCUAUCGUUCGAGACAGACCCCCAGCCCCUCCCACGGCGCGCGCAUGGCGGCAGGCAGGAUGCUGGAGCUCCUCGUCUUCUUCUCCACGGCCGGCAGCUUGCUUCUCGACUUGGCGGCGGUGCUCGUCUGUAUCCUGGCUGGUCCAUACUACCCGACGUUUAGGCUGCCCAACCAGUUGAUGUGGUGGACUUCCUUCUGCGGUGCCGUCCCGUGGGGUGCCGUGCUGCUGAUGUUACAGGUCAACUGCUGGUGUCACGGCUGGGAGGCCACCAACGUCGACCUCCUGGUCCUGAGCGCCGUGGAGUGGGUCGUCGCGUGUUCCACCUUCGGCUCAGCGUGUGCCGCCCUCGCCGUCGACCAUUUCGCCGUCCAGAACAACUAUUGCGGCCCGACCGCCGCCGUGUGCUCAGUGUACCUUGUCGCCGCCGCGAUCUCAUGCGCCGCCGGGGCUCUCGCCGCCGCGUCGGCCUUGGGGAUGCUCUGGAUCCUCGCCUCCCGGUUCCGCCCACUUCACGCGGCCUAGUCCAGGGAAGCGAAGCACUAGCUAGUGUCAUGGUUAGAUAUUUAGUACGUACUCCCUCUGCGUACUGAUUUCUGUCGAAUCAGUUAUGUGGUUUUCUAAGAACUCGUGUUAAAUUACAAAAUGAAAUUGGUAGGGUGAUUCCUCUUUGGUAGUA
Aegilops tauschii subsp. strangulata is the source of this 1055-nucleotide messenger RNA. RefSeq lists its product as uncharacterized. The record is from RefSeq and is a predicted model, not a curated record. Lineage: Eukaryota; Viridiplantae; Streptophyta; Magnoliopsida; Poales; Poaceae.